Messenger RNA from Acyrthosiphon pisum (pea aphid), 2471 nucleotides. RefSeq names its product Lysyl-tRNA synthetase (gene LysRS). Gene Ontology annotation, biological process: lysyl-tRNA aminoacylation. Gene Ontology annotation, molecular function: tRNA binding; ATP binding; lysine-tRNA ligase activity. Bases 532 to 2409 code for a protein of 625 amino acids. Gene Ontology annotation, cellular component: mitochondrion; cytosol; cytoplasm. Lineage: Eukaryota; Metazoa; Arthropoda; Insecta; Hemiptera; Aphididae. The record is from RefSeq and is a predicted model, not a curated record. The transcript has 9 exons.
ACUAUUACAUACUUAGAUCAUAUAUGAUCUAAGAUUACAUAUAAAGGCUCUCUAGUCCUACCUUCUAUUGUUCUAUGGCCCUACACAAUACUCGAUUUAAGAUAACGAAGAUUUUCAAGAAAAAAAAUUCGAUACUUAUCGAUAUGGACUAGUUAAAUACCGACUCGUAUCGAAGUCCGAUACGGGUCCGAUACGUAUCGCUUGUAUAAUGUAAUUGCACAUGUAACUUCUUGAACGCUCUUAAAUCUUGAAGAUCAAAUUUCUUUCUUGAAAAUCUUGAAUGUAUUAUAUUCACGGUUUAAAAAUAAUAUAAACUAAUACCUAUACUAUAAUAGGCCGAAUUCUGCCGGUAAAAAAAUCUGUUAUCAGUCGGUUAGCGUUAACCGACACUUUACCGUACAUUGUACCUAUAAUUAAUCGUUUUGUGAUAAAAAUGGGGCCCCCCUUGGGAAUUUUUAACUGCAUGUACCUAUAAUCAUUUUGUUCUAUGCUGUUACCUUGGUAUCGUCUAAUUUUUUAAUUUAUAAUUAGAUGCUCAACAAUAUUUUUAUAUAUUUGAUAUAUCUGUGCCCUGUGGAAUGUGGAAUGGUCGAGAUUUUCAAGGAAGAAAUUGGAAUUCAAAAGCGUUCAAGAAGUUACAUUUGCAAUAUACAAGCGAUACGUACCGGACCCGUUUCGAACUUAUACUCCGAUACCAGUCGUGAGCUCAAACGACGAUUAAAAGCUGAACAAAAAGCUAAGGAGAAAUUGGAAAAAGAAGCGACUGUUCAGAAAAAAUUGCCAGCAGUGAAGAAGGAAAGUGAUUUGUCUGCUGCUACUAAAUCUGCUGACAUUAGUCCUAAUGAGUUCUUCAGUUUACGUCUUCAAACCAUUGCUCAAAUGAAAAAGGAUGGCGAGGAACCGUAUCCCCAUAAAUUCAAUGUAACUAUAUCAUUAGAAGAGUUCAUUGAAAAGUUCAGUUCUUUGGCUGAAACUCAAAUUUUACAUGAUGAAAAAUAUAGUGUCGCGGGUCGAGUUCAUGCUAUUCGCGAAUCUGGUCCUAAAUUAAUUUUUUAUGAUCUACGUGGUGAAGGUGUUAAAAUUCAAGUAAUGGCAAAUGCUAAACAGUAUACUACCGAAGAAAGUUUCCUCUCAGACACAUCAAAAAUUCGGCGAGGUGAUAUAAUUGGUGUUACGGGUAGUCCAGGCAAAACAAAAAAAGGGGAAUUGUCAAUCUUCCCUCAAAACAUAAAAUUGCUGACUCCAUGUUUACACAUGUUACCUCAUAUGCACUACGGUCUAAAAGAUAAGGAAACUAGAUAUAGACAACGCUAUUUAGACUUGAUCAUCAAUGAACAUGUGCGUAACAAAUUCAUAGUAAGAGCAAAAGUGAUUUCCUAUGUUCGCCGGUUCUUAGACAAUUUAGGAUUCCUUGAAAUUGAAACUCCAAUGAUGAAUAUGAUUGCUGGUGGGGCAACUGCAAAACCAUUUAUCACCCAUCAUAAUGAUUUGAAUAUGGAUUUGUUUAUGAGAGUGGCUCCAGAACUUUAUCAUAAAAUGCUUGUUGUUGGUGGUAUUGACCGUGUGUAUGAAAUUGGUAGACAAUUUCGUAAUGAAGCGAUAGAUUUGACACACAAUCCUGAAUUCACUACAUGUGAAUUUUAUAUGGCAUAUGCAGAUUACAAUGAUCUAAUGCAAAUUACAGAAGAUCUCUUAUCUGGUCUUGUAAAAAGUAUUUAUGGCACAUAUAAAAUAAAAUAUCAUCCUGAUGGUGUGGAUGCCAACACUGAAGCAGUAGAAAUAGACUUUACUCCACCAUUUAAAAGGAUGUACAUGUUCCCGGCCUUGGAAGAAAUUCUUUCAGUUAAGCUUCCUAAUCCUACCGAACUAGCUACAGUUGAAGCAAAUAAGUUACUUGACGAUCUUUGCUUAAAACAUGAAAUUGAAUGCCCGCCACCUAGAACUUCAGCCAGACUAUUAGAUAAACUUGUAGGUGAAUUUCUUGAAGAAAAAUGCAUAAACCCAACAUUUAUUUGUGACCAUCCACAAGUAAUGUCACCUUUAGCUAAAUGGCACCGUUCCAUACCUGGUUUAACAGAACGAUUUGAAUUAUUUGUCAUGAAAAAAGAAGUAUGCAAUGCUUAUACAGAAUUGAAUGAUCCUAUGAUUCAGAGAGAGCGAUUUGAGCAACAAGCAAAGGAUAAAGCAGCUGGUGACGAUGAAGCCCAAUUGAUAGAUGAAAACUUUUGUACAUCAUUAGAAUAUGGCUUACCUCCUACAGCUGGUUGGGGUCUUGGUAUUGAUCGUUUAACUAUGUUCUUAACAGAUUCUAAUAAUAUUAAAGAAGUAUUAUUUUUCCCAGCUAUGAAACCAGAUGAUCCAAAUAAAAAUAAAGAAGAAAAGAAUGAAGAUGAAAAAUCUACAAUUUAAGAACUAUGUAAUAUAACUUAAGUUAUAAUAAUUUCAAUAUAUGGCUAAUUUAUCAAAUAGUA